This is a messenger RNA of Mycotypha africana, 1512 nucleotides long. RefSeq lists its product as uncharacterized. Gene Ontology annotation, cellular component: cytoplasm. Bases 1 to 1512 code for a protein of 503 amino acids. The transcript is spliced from 2 exons. Gene Ontology annotation, biological process: protein transport. Lineage: Eukaryota; Fungi; Mucoromycota; Mucoromycetes; Mucorales; Mycotyphaceae. The record is from RefSeq and is a predicted model, not a curated record.
AUGUUUUUUCAAAAAAAUCCAGAUUCCUUAUCGAUAAGAAACUUCCAUAUCAGCACGAGUUCAGGUGUUCAAGAUAGCCCAAUUGCUUAUGGGCCAGGCUCGAUUAUUAAUGGUAAAAAACAAAAGAUUAAUCUGAAACCAUCCGGGGAAGAAAUGCUGUCAUUAUCAGAUGGAGUGGUGUAUCAACUAAAAACAAAUUCCAUAGGUUCAUUGAUGAUAACACUAGAUAAACCUAUCUUGGAAUCUUAUAGUAGCAUCCGUGUUGUCUUCAAAUGCAUUGAAGAAAGUGCCAAAAAUAAUUCUACCGUUUUGUUUUCUGUAGCCACGACUCUCUGCAGCAUUACUAAUCAAAACGGAGGUCGUGCUGGUGAUAGUGCGGUACUUUUAUCAAAGGGUAGUCAUAUGUUCUUAUUUGCUAUUCGACUACCCCAGGUAAACUAUCCGCCCUCAAUGCACCAUUCAAUUUUCGGCCGCCGUAUAAAUUAUACAUUGACAGGAGUCAUAGAGCCGGCUUCAGCAGCAACCAAACCUAUUUUUACAGAGACUGUGCCUAUCUUAUACUUGCCUUUAAUUGUUUGUGACAAUAAUACAUCCUAUGUUACGCAACAACGACGUACUUUUGAGAAUAAUGGUAAAAAAAUCAAAGUAACGGCAGAGUUAGUCAAGGCUUCCUAUUGUCCUGGCGAUGUUUGUACGGUCAAAAUGAUGAUAAACAAUAUGUCUCGCGCUACCAAAAUUAAACAUGUCCAAAUUUCGUUUGUUGAAAUCAUGUCAACUCUUACACCCUCACUCGACCAAAUGCAACACCAACGCCAUACCCUCUUCUCUGACACUUUUUACUUGACUUUUCCUAGCAAUAGUAAAGACAUCAAUGAGGGCCAUCAUGAUAUUUUUAAAUUCGAUUUACCGCGUUAUAUUGUACCUACAUUCACGAGUAACAUGGUAGGAAGACAUCUGGAGAUAAAGUAUGAAGUCGUUAUCACUAUUCCUGCUUUAAAUCAACAGUCGUCGCUUCAUUUCUUUACCCCCAAUAACACUGUGAGCGGCAGUGAUCAACAUGGUGCAGGUAUUGCUGCUGCUGCCGCUGCCUCGCUCAUCAAACUACCCGUCAAAAUUACCACUGUGCCACCGGAGUUUCCAAUAGGUGUCACUAUUGCAACAGAAGAAGGUACAAUAGCAGCGACUGAAGCGGCAAUGUCGACGGAUGAAGUUGAACUGCCUACGUUUAUACCUAACAUCGAAUCGCCUGUACCAAGUCCUGUCAACUAUCCUACAUUGGACCGUCCUUAUUCUGUUUCGCCUUCCAAUUCAUUCCGAUUGAACGAUGAUGAGGUGGAUAUGGAUGAGGACGAUAAUACUCUUUUCAGUGGUCGUAAUGGUACAAUAAAUUACGAUAGCUCAAUUCAAGAUGCAAGCGGACACUUAAUGGUACCUGAAAUUGGUAGUGGGAGCAGAAGACCAAGCAAUCCUGCCAAUACGACAACGAAUACUGAACCUACUACUGUUUCUUAA